This is a messenger RNA of Cokeromyces recurvatus, 464 nucleotides long. RefSeq lists its product as uncharacterized. NCBI's taxonomy places the organism in Eukaryota, Fungi, Mucoromycota, Mucoromycetes, Mucorales, Mucoraceae. The record is from RefSeq and is a predicted model, not a curated record. The transcript has 3 exons. Gene Ontology annotation, molecular function: metal ion binding. Gene Ontology annotation, biological process: protein histidyl modification to diphthamide. The coding region runs from base 168 to 419 and encodes 83 amino acids.
GAAACACAAUCGAAAAAAAUUAGAAAAAAAAAUAAAAAAAAAUAAAGUACAGUGUGUGCCUUAAAAAAAAACUCUUUUGCAUUAUUAAUACAAAAUAAGAAAAAAGUUACAAAUAAGUAAAAAAAAAGCAUUUAUUUCAUACAAAGUAAGAAGAGAGUACAAAAAAAAUGAAUUCAUUUUAUGACGAGAUCGAGAUUGAAGACAUGGACUAUAAUGAAGAGGAAGACAUCUAUACUUAUCCAUGUCCUUGUGGUGACAAAUUCAUUAUUUCAACAGAUGAAUUAAUUGAUGGUGUUGACGUUGCACAAUGUCCUUCUUGUUCAUUAAUUAUUAAGGUUAUUUAUGAUCCUGAUGACUUUAUUGACGAAAAUGACGAAGGAACGUCCUUUGAAAUAAACUCUAUUCCUAUUGCUGUUUAAUGUUACUUACAAUAAAUAAAUUAUAUAUCUUUGUAUAUCGUUCAA